Molecule: messenger RNA, 3942 nt
Organism: Caenorhabditis briggsae
Lineage: Eukaryota; Metazoa; Nematoda; Chromadorea; Rhabditida; Rhabditidae
Gene: Cbr-pgp-10
Product: Protein CBR-PGP-10
Exons: 26
Coding region: 1-3942 (1313 amino acids)
Biological process (GO): transmembrane transport
Cellular component (GO): membrane
Molecular function (GO): ATP binding; ATP hydrolysis activity; ABC-type transporter activity
Source: RefSeq, a predicted model, not a curated record
AUGUCAAAUGAAAAUGAAGAUAAAGAAAAUACAAAAGCCAAUGGAGAUGCAACAAAAAAAGAAGAAGCAGGAGAAAAGCAGUCGACAAAAUCCAUUAUUUAUCCGAUAGAGCCUUCUGCACUUUAUAUUGAUGAUAUCAAAAAUAGUAAGAAAGCAUAUGAUAUCACGAUGGAUGAUCCUCCUGAAAAAUCAAAAGGUUCCAAGCCAAAAGUAGGAUUUUUCGAGCCAUAUAAACGACUAUAUGCCUUCGCUGAUAAUAUUGAUAUGCAGCUGAUGGUCAUGGGUCUAUUCAGUGCUCUUCUUCAAUCUGCACUUCCUCCAUUUGUAUGGCUUAUUAUGGGUAAUUUUGUAUCAGUUUCAAUAUUGAGAGAAGAAGGAAAAUUAGGCUUGAAAAAUCUCACAUCCGAAUACCCAAUCGACGAUCAGUUUGCUUCAUCAGCCACUCCGGCGUUCAUUUCUAUGUUAGGUCUAUCUAUUGCCAUGUUUAUCGCGGCUUUCUGUCAGCGAAUCGCCUGGGAAAUUUCUUCGAUUCGUCAAGUCUUCCGUAUCAAAAAGGCAUACAUUCGAAAGUUACUUCUCAUGGAUAUCUCUUGGUUGGAAUCCCGUCAAAGUGGACAUGUCGCCGCAAUGUUGCAAGAAUCCGCUGACUCUAUCUACAAUGGCAUUUCGGACCAUCUACCUAUGGUGGUCUUCAUAUUAUCAUACCUCCUAGUCAACAUUGGAGUGUGCGUUUACAUCCAAUGGGACGUCACACUAUUCAUGUGUCUCGCUAUCCCUCUUCUUAUCAUUUCACGUAUUUUGUACAGUAAGUGGUUUGCAAAUACGAUGGAGGAGGAAACAAAGCUACAAAAUAAGAUUACUAAUCUUGUCAACGAAACGUUUAACUGUAUAACAACGGUCAUCUCGUUUGCCGCACAGAAACAAAAAAUCAACAAAUUUGAAAAGUUAUCUGCAGAACAUAGCAUGUUGACGGAAGAAAGAUUAAGAUCAUCGGUAGUGUUUGAUAGUUUGACUCAGAUCCUUCUCACUGAACUAAUUUUUACCGGAGCAUUGUGUUAUGGAAUCUGGAGAGUUGCUGAUAAUUCACCAGGUCGUCUUUGCGCGCUGGCCAUCAAUAUGCUUUACAUGUGUGUUACAUCGAUUUCUAUUGGUUUCCAUAUCAAUGGAGCAACACGAGCCAAGGACAAUGCAAAGGAGAUUUGCGAAGUUUUGAGUAAGACACAUUUCUCUGAUUUUUCUAAUGAGCAACCGAAAAUUGAAGUUGAGUUAGGAUCCAUUGAUAACAACUCUGAUUAUGUUCCCCAAUUUCUAAAAUUUUUAGGAAAAGGAGCUCUCCACUUCCGUGAUAUCCAUUUCUCCUAUCCCAGCAGAAAAGAAACCGAAGUGCUACGUGGAAUCUCGUUCAAGGUGGAAGCCGGUGAGAAAAUCGCCAUUGUUGGUAGCAGUGGAAGUGGCAAAAGUACUUUGACAGCUUUGUUGCUUAGGUUUUAUGACCCCACUAAAGGAUCGAUUCUUCUUGACGGAGAAAACAUUAAAAUGAUGUCUCCAGAUGAUCUUCGUGGACAGUGCUCGCUGGUUAGUCAGGAGCCAGUACUGUUUGAUGGAACCAUCAGUGAUAAUAUAAGAUACGGAAGAUUGGAUGCUACUCAGCAAGAAAUCAACGAUGCAGCUAGAAAAGUUGGAGCAUGGAAGUUUAUUAAUAGUUUGCCGGAUGGAAUGAGGACUCGAGUCGGAGAGAGGUUUGUCAUAUUUUCCGGUUAUUGGCUGAUGCGAAUGGAAUUUUCCAUAAGCGUUUUAUUUUUCUUCAAUUUCAAAAAUAACCAACAACUUUUAUCUCAUCUCGACAGAUGUACAAUGACCAACGUCUUGACCAAAUCAGCCAACAGCACCAACAGCUGCAGACGAAACCAUCACUCCAGCAACAAAUGUCCUUCAGUCCACCCCCAAAACUGGCACGUUGACCCCGACCAGCAGCGACGUGCGUGGGCUCGUAGCUCUCUUGGAGGCACUAAGAAACUCGGAAAAUCGUACUCUGUGAACAGUAUGGAGAAGGAGAAAUUGAAAUUGCCGGUGAUGAGUAAAAAGAAAUCGGAAAGAUUGGAUUAUAAAUACUCGAGAGUGCAUAGUAUGGAUGUGAAACAACAUGGAGAGAGUAUGGAGGAUGAUGAUUUGCCAGGGAAAGAAACAAAUUUCACCGUUCUCAGAGAUCUGAUCUACUCCUACAGAAAAGGGUUGCCACUGUUAGCCGGAGCAAUCCCAACGACAAUUGUUAGAGCUGUAUUCUAUCUUCUUAUCUGUUUCCAAGUAGCUUCCGUGCUAGAAAUUUCUAUUGCUCCGGACGACGAGCGAGCUCUACAGAUUUUCAUUGUCGCUGCUAUCUACACAGCGUUGAUUAUUGUUAAGACCAUUUUCGAAGCACUUGGGCGUUUGUUCAUUGCUCUCUACGGACACGGUUUUUGCAAGUUUAUGAGGAAUGAGAUGUUCCGAAAAAUUCUUCGACACGGUGCCGCUUACUUCGAUGAAGAAAAAAAUAGUCCGGGCAGAUUAGUACACAAAGUGAUCAAUGAAUCAUCCACGCUGAAUGAAAUCAUGGAACAAAAACUGGAUAUGCUGAUUCCGGGAAUCGUAUGCUCUGUUUUCUCAAUUGUCUGUGCACUUUGGAUUAAUUGGAAAAUGGCCCUUCUUUGUUCGUUCCAGUUCCCAGCUUAUUUUAUUAUUCGAAUCUUGCAAAUUAGAGAAGGAACAAAAAGACAACGUCAAAUGGUAGACGAGGAAAAGAAAGCAGCAAACUUGGCUUCUGUAGUGCUUGCUAAUAUGAGUACCAUCAAAGCCUACAACCUACAGUCUCACUUCUAUAAUGUGUUCUGUGACGCUUUGAAACCAGUUUCUCAGUGUAUGCAGAAACAAUCUGUGAUUUCUGCGUUUGUGUUCGCAUGUCAAUAUUCUUUCACCUACAUCCUCAUCGCAAUCACUUUGCACUUUGGAAAAGUGAUGAUGUUGGCUAAUGAGAUUAGUGUCUUUGACUAUAUGAGAGUUGUUCUGCUCACUCAAUUCGGAGCUAACUUCUUCUCUCAACUUAUCGCAUCUGUCAGUGAUUUCACUAAAGCUCAGAUUGCCGCAGAGAAUGUUAUGAGAGUUAUCAGAGAGCAACCUGUAGAAAUGGAUAACUUGUCGGAAGAAGGAUUGAGACCAAAAUUGGAAGGAAACCUUUGCCUCCAAAAUGUGUCCUUCCGUUAUCCAACAAGACCCAUUGUACCUGUUCUGGCGAAUUUGAACUUGAAAAUUCGUGGUGGAGAGUCAAUCGCACUUGUGGGUCCAUCAGGAUCCGGAAAGUCUUCAAUUAUCUCUUUGUUCCAAAGAAUGUACAAUGCCACGGACGGAGUUGUCAUCAUUGACAAGUACAACAUCAAAUCCAUCAACCCGGCCUAUUUGAGACGAUGCAUCGUACAGGUCGGCCAGGAACCGGAUCUCUUCUCAUUCACUAUCAGGGAAAACAUCGCAUUUGGAAUGAUGGAAAGCGAAGCUACCAUUGAUAAAGUGAUCGAAGCGGCGAAGAUUGCAGAUAUUCACAAUUUUAUCACCAGUCUCCCACAGGGCUAUGACACGGAAGUCGGAGAAUUCGGUGCACAACUAUCGGGCGGUCAAAAACAAAGAAUCGCAAUAGCUCGAGCAGUAAUUAGAAAGCCAACUGUUCUACUGCUCGACGAGGCAACUUCAGCGUUGGAUAGUGCAAGUGAGAGAGAAGUUCAAAUUGCCUUUGAACGAGUCAAGAGAGCUCGGAAGACUGCUUGCACGUGUAUUCAAAUUGCCCAUCGUCUAUCCACAAUUCGGAAUGUUGAUAGAAUAUAUGUCAUCGUUCAUGGUGAAAUCGCUGAAGAAGGUGAUCACGAAUCACUGAUGAAUUUAAAGGGUAUUUACUACGAAAUGAACCAAAUGGCUUGA